AUGCCUCUUCACGGGGCUGCGAGACUGCCACAGCUUGUGCGCUUCCCGACAUACUCUGUCCCUUGCAAUGCUCGGCCAAGGCAGAAUCCAGAUUUCCAGGCGAAAAGCUCCAGCUUCCUGAAAAGUGCCCCAAGGCAUGACAAGCUGCGAGGGUACCUGGAUCUACCCAACGCGUCCGGCAACACCUCUGACUCGGCCAUGGUGCCCUUGGAACGUGCCAAGCCAGAAGACAUCUUCGAGGAGCCCAGAAAGGUGAUGGGAGUCGCCUUGAACGGCGAAAGUGACAUGCGAACACUGAACACUUCGUUGGUUCUCGGCGCUUCCGGUGCUGCAGGAGUGAUCAUGGCUUUUGCGGUGCUGCAAGUGCUUCUCCCGCAAGUUUAUCAGCGCGCUUGUAAGCGAAAGUCGAAGGACGAUGGCGAUGCAACCGAAGACUAUCACCUGCAGGUGCCUUCGGGGAUGCGCUGGCUUGACUUUCUCUGGAAAGUGUGGAACACGACGCCAGAUGACGAAGUUCGGCUGGCGGGACUGGAUGGCUGGUCCCUGCUGGAGUUUGUGCGGCUCAAUCUCCGGAUCAUGUCGAUCUUGGGCCCCUUCAUGCUCGCAGUGCUGCUGCCCCUGCACUUCGUGGCAAGCCGUGAGUCCCACAACACGCUGGACUUCCUCAGCCGGUUGGACAUUGGCAACCUGCCAAGGAACAGCUGGAUGCUCUGGUUCCAUGCCGCUGUGGUGUGGUUUGUAGUGACAAUCAGCGCAUGGCAGAUCAAGCUGGCGCAUGACGGAUUUACCGAGCGCCGGUACCAAUGGCUAGCAACGCUGCCGAGGCCUCGAUCGACCACCGUGAUGGUCCGGAACAUCCCGCCAAUGUACCGCUCGGAUAGCGCGCUGAAGGAGUACUUCGACACAGUCUUCAGUGAGGAGUCCAUGCACACCGUGGAGCGUGCCUACGUGAUCCGCAGAACAGGAAGGCUGCCAAAGCUAGUACAGCAGCUCCGAGCCGCUCGCUACGAGGCGGCCGUGGUUUCGAACCGUCUCAACCAGGCACGGCAGGAAGGCAAUUCCGACGACAGGGGCAUGGAGAUGGAGCUGGAGAAGCACAGGCUUGCCAUCGGGAAUCUCAGGAGCCGAGUCGCCCGCGAACAGGCAGCCAUCGAAGCUGCUGCGCAGGGCCCACGACCGGACCAGAAGGUGGGCUCCUCCUCAGGUUUUGUGACCUUUACGACCAUCCUGUCCCAACGCCUCGCAUCGCGGGAGCAGUGCACUCGUGACGUCCAGGCAUUCAGGAUGUUCAUGGCUCCAGACUCCAACGACGUCUUGUACGAGAACCUAGCGGAGGACGACAUCAAUGCGUCCUCGUGGAAAUGGCUCGGCAGGCUGGCGUUAGUUGCAGUGUUUCUCUUCUGGAUCCCCAUCGUGGUGGCGAUCUCUGGUUGGACCACGCUGAGCUCCAUCCAGGGCACCGUUCCCAUUGUCAAGAAGUUUGUGGACGCACACCCUGCCAUCGGCAACCUGCUGUCUGGCGUUCUGGCCACAGCCACGCUGAAGAUGUUCAUGGCCUUUUUACCGAAUGUGCUACAUGCGAUCAUCACCACUACUUCACACCUGAAGGCUGGCAGCGUAGAGCAGCUGAAGUUGCAGCAAUGGUCUGCUGCCUUCCUUCUGCUUUUCGUGGUGCUGGUAACCUCCCUCGGACGAGGCCUCACCAUCACCUUCAUCAUUAUCAUGCAGGAGCCGGCGAAGAUCAUCAGUUUGCUUGCUGCAUCGCUGCCCUCGGCAUCUCACUUUUACUUCAACUAUGUCAUCCUUGGGUGGCUGGUGCUGCCACUAGACUUGCUCCGCACGGGCAACCUGGCCAAGUGGUUCUUCUACCGCAAGGUUUGUGCCUUCGAGGAGGAGGAAGCAAAGGAGUAUUCGGAGCCCGAGGAUGUCGCCUACUAUGGUUUGGGCUCCAGAAUGGCACGAUCUGUCCUCAUGGCCUCUAUCUUUUUCCUGUUUGCCUCGUGCUCCCCGCUGAUCUUCGUCUUCACUUGGGUCUACUUCUUCCUGGCGCAAUUUGUCUACGGCUACCUUCUGCUCUUCUGCGAGAGCAAGAAGCCAGACACGGGGGGGAUCUUCUGGGUCCAGGCCAUGGACCAGCUCUUCAUCGUGCUGGCCAUCUACGUGAUGCUUAUGGUCGGCGUCCUCCGAGCCCUUACCCAGGAGGACAUUUGGCUGGGACCUCCGGCCGCUUCGCUUGCCUCCCUCCUGGUCCUUUACAUGGCAAGGCGUGAGGUCAACAACUUGGCCUUUGAGACGCUGCCCCUAGAGGAGGUGGUCAAAGCCUUCCACGAGAGCAAGGACAGGUCUGAGUACGUGAACAUGUACAUUCAGCCUGAGUGUGACCCGAUGUUGGUGGAUGAGUAA
Symbiodinium natans is the source of this 2403-nucleotide messenger RNA. The record is from the annotation of a GenBank genome assembly. Lineage: Eukaryota; Dinophyceae; Suessiales; Symbiodiniaceae.